AUGUACUUGAAAUUAGCAUUCUUGUUUAUGGCUACUCUAGCAAUAAGUUUGGCUAAAGUUGAUAAAAAGAGAGUUAUUCUAGUUGACUAAAUAGGAUAAAAUCUUCUUUUUAGGACAAAUUCUCCAGCUGAUCCUGAUAACUAAACUUAUGAAUUAGACACCUUAUUUUCCUAUAUGAAAGAAGUUGCUCAAGCAAAUAAUAUUUAAUUCCCUGAGAAUUUCACUGUUGAUGCUUAUUCUCUUCUCAAUGUAUUUGAGCCCUCUCAUAGAAAUCCUGAGAUUGAAUACUUUAAAGAGCAUCCUAACUACAAACUAUACCAUAAGGUUAUAAUAGGUAAUUUUAUAAGCCCACUAAAUUACCCAGCAUUUAUUAGAAAGUUCAUGGCUGAAACAUAUGAAUAUUGGAAUUUCGAUUAGCUUUAAAAGCUAGUUAAAAGAAUGAAUGAAAAUCUUGCUCAAUAAGAAGAAAUCCCUAAAAUAAUUUUCUUCCACUGUGUAGCUGGUGAAGAUAGAACUGGUGAGGUAUUUGGUGCCUAUAAAAUGUAUAUUAAUGGAUGGACCUACUAACAAGCUUUAGAUUUUGAUAAUCAUGUUAUGGAUAGAAAUAUAAAAAAAAUGAGUGAAAAUGGAAUGAACUGGUUUUGUUGGUAUUUAAAAUAUGUUCAUAAUAUGGAAAAUGAUUGUGAUUAUUAUUCUUGA
Molecule: messenger RNA, 699 nt
Organism: Tetrahymena thermophila SB210
Lineage: Eukaryota; Ciliophora; Oligohymenophorea; Hymenostomatida; Tetrahymenidae
Product: dual specificity tyrosine phosphatase, putative
Exons: 1
Biological process (GO): dephosphorylation
Molecular function (GO): phosphoprotein phosphatase activity
Source: RefSeq, a predicted model, not a curated record